Nezara viridula (southern green stink bug) is the source of this 4726-nucleotide messenger RNA. NCBI's taxonomy places the organism in Eukaryota, Metazoa, Arthropoda, Insecta, Hemiptera, Pentatomidae. The record is from the annotation of a GenBank genome assembly.
UAACUGUUCUUUAUUGAAAGGGGGGGAGAGGGAGUCAACAACAAUGUUAUUAAUCAUGACAGAAAUUCAAAAUAACGUUUACAUUUAUUUAAAAGCUUCAAUAUUAAAUAUUAAAAGGAAAUUGCAAUCUGAAAAUAUAAAUCGAUUGCUAAGUUGAAACAAACAUUCAGUUUAAAAAUGUCCACAACCUCACAACCUUUAAACACAGUAACCUCCUCGUAGAAGUAGAUAUCUAAGUUCAAGCCGACGAAAGUGUGUCAAUUAAAAUGUCCAGGAAAAAAAAGAUGAAUCAACAGCCUAUAAAUGUAGGCGAAGCUGUUAAAAUUUGUGUUGAAGUUACUAUUAAAAAAUUUUUGAACUCCGAAGAAUUGAAAGAAUGGGAGUACCCUAGCUCUUUUACAGCCAAGGAAAGAGCAUAUAUUCAUAAUGAGGCUAAAAAAUAUGGCUUGAAAUCCAAAAGUAGAGGUAAGGGGAGCAGUCGCUACCUUACAAUUUACAAAAGGGAAGCCUCCGCUAUCAUGGAGAAAGAUGCUACAAUGAGCUUAACUCCAGCUUCAAGAACAUUGAUGAUGAGUAUGCUAACUAAACAUCCUGUAACUACUAGGGAAAGGCAAGACUGUUUACCACCAGUUGAGCGAUGCAAGGAUUUGUACCAAGAUGGCAAAGAUGGCUCUCGUGCUUUGGGCCGCAUGUCUGGAGGAACACCUCAAGUUCCACCUCCAGUCACGACUAAAGCUUAUGCACAAUUCAGAGCAUCACUUCCUGUUGCAGCACUUCAGGAUAUUAUUGUACAAACAGUUGCUGAAAAUCAAGUCACAAUUAUCGCAGGUGAAACUGGCUCUGGCAAGACCACUCAGGUUCCUCAAUUUUUACUCGAAUGGCAUGAAAAAACUGGUCGCCCUUGCCGUAUAGUUUGCUCUCAACCUAGAAGAAUAUCUGCAGUAUCCGUUGCAGAAAGAGUAGCCACUGAGAGAGGAGAUAAAGUUGGCCAGUCUGUCGGCUAUCAAAUUAGGCUUGAAGGAAAAGUUUCUCCUUAUACAGUACUCAUGUAUUGUACAAAUGGUGUUCUUCUACGUACUCUAAUGACAGGAGAGUCAGUUUUGGCAACUGUAACACACAUUAUUGUUGACGAAGUUCACGAGAGGGACAGGCUUAGUGACUUUGUGCUAAUUGUACUGAGGGAAGCUCUAGCCAAGUUCCGUUCAUUGCGUUUGAUACUCAUGUCAGCAACGGCAGAUUCAAGCACUCUUUCUUCUUAUUUCAAUAAUUGUCCUGUGAUAACUGUUCCUGGAAAACUUUUCGAGGUUAAAGAACACCAUUUAGAAGACAUUUUGAAACAGACUGGUUACAUGACCUCAGAAAUGGAAAAGAUGCGCAAAGAUCUCGAGAAGAAAAAAGCUCAAGCGGCUCAGCUAGAUAAGUGGGCUGAAGCAGUGAGAGACGAUGCUUCGAUGACGUCUAGUGCGUCUGCUCAACUUUUAGCCUCUAAUAGUACUCAGGGCCAUGAGGAUGUUGGGACAUGUAAGGAAAUGGACGAAGCUAUUCAAGAGGCUUGGCUGACUGCAAGCGAUGCUGCCUUUGCGCAGCUUUUAUACUUACUUCAAAAUGAAGUUGUUAAUGUGGAUUAUCAGCAUUCCAAUACGGGUAUAAGUUCACUGAUGGUAGCAGCCGCUAGAGGCUCGGCCGAGGUCAUCGAACAGCUGUUGGCUCUCGGUGCUAAUCUGUUAUUGGAAGCCUCCAAUGGCUAUUCUGCUAUAAAAUUUGCUGAAUGUUUUAAUCGAGUGGAAAUUGUCGACAUAUUAAGAGCACAUGAAACUCUUCUCGCCGUUUCCAAUUUUGACAGUAAUACAAAUGAGAUAGCUGUCGAGAGGAAGCUUAGUGAUGUUGAUAAAGAACUGCUCGAGUUAUACCAUUGUUCCUUUAAUGACAACUUUAUCGACAUGAAGCUUCUGAUGGUUCUUAUUUCUCAGAUACAUGUUGAAAAUAUUAAUAAAGGUUCAAUCCUAGUGUUCCUUCCUGGUUAUGAGGAUAUUAUGACUUUGAAGGAGCUUUUAAUUUCAGAAGAGCGAAGAAUGUCUCAGAAGACCAAAGUCUUGAUUUUAAUGCUUCAUAGCAAUAUGCAGACUAGUGAACAGAAAUUAGUGUUCAAACCGACCCCUAUAAAUACGAGGAAGAUCAUUUUGUCGACUAAUAUAGCAGAGACCAGUAUCACGAUUGACGAUAUCAGUUACGUAAUUGAUACUGGCAAAAUGAAAGAGAAGUCUUAUAAUGCUCUGACAGGAGUUAGCCAGCUGUGCACCGUGUGGGUCAGCAAGUCGUGCGCUAUCCAGAGGAAGGGCCGAGCUGGUAGGACAGGCCCUGGCAUCUGCUAUCGCCUCUAUUCCAGUCUGCGCUACGAAGCUCUUCAGCAGCAUGCCACGCCUGAGAUUCUAAGAGUUCCGCUGCAGGAAUUAUGUUUAUAUGCAAAGCAGCUUGCUCCUCCUAAUACUUCUAUCGUCGACUUCUUAUCAAGAGCUCUAGACCCUCCGUCCAGCAUGGCUAGUAGAUCUGCCGUGUCACUCUUAAAGACCAUUGAUGCCCUUGAUACGUGGGAAGAUCUGACCGAUCUCGGGCAUCACCUACUUGAUUUCCCGAUCGAGCCUAGAUAUGGAAAAAUGUUGAUUUACGCUUCCGUCCUCAAAUGCCUUGAUCCUGUGCUGACUAUAGUCUGCUGCCUUUCCUAUAGAGAUGUUUUUAUUUUGCCGAUGGCAGCUGGUAAAAAGAAGGACGUUCAUGCGGAACGAGCAAGAUUCGCAGCUGGAAGUUUGAGUGAUCACAUGGUACUACUUAGAGUUUUUCAGAGUUGGCAGGAGGCAAGGAAACAGGGACGUGGAAGGCAGUUCUGCCAACAACACUAUAUUAACGGUGCAGCAAUGGAAAUGAUUCUUGGAACAAGGGCUCAAGUUCUCGCUCAGUUGCGUGCUUCAGGAUUCAUUAAAUCAAAAGGGCAUGGUGAUAUUAAAUAUGUAAAUGCUAAUUCUGACAAUUGGGCGGUUGUUAAAGCUGCAAUUGCAGGUGGGUUGUACCCAAAUAUAGCUAGGGUCGAUAGACAGCAUAACAUCCUUAGAACUGUAAAAGAGCAUAAAGUUCGCCUCCAUUGCACUUCAGUUUUACAUGAUGGAAAUAAAGGUUCUGUCACCUAUUUCCCGACAGAAUGGGUAGCUUUCGAGGAACUGUCUCGAUCAUCGACAGUCUGUCACAUAAGAACGGCGACAGUUCUCUCCCCUAUAACAGUCGCUGUAUUUGCUUCGCCCAGAGCCAUCCCAUACGAUGCCCUUUCUGACACUCACAUCGAAGGCAGCUUAUGUUCCGAUUCAGAAGAGGAAGAAGUCGGCCCCGAAGAGACUGCAACCCUUAAAGUCGACGACUGGGCAACAUUUAGAACUGACUCGGAAACGGCUCAGCUCGCGUUGCAGCUAAGGGUUAAAUGGCACUCCCUUCUUUCGAAGAAGUUGAGAUGGACACAUAAAGUUUUGAAUACAAUGGAUGAACUUGUAAUAAAUACGAUUGUAAGAGUUCUUUCUGCUGAAGAGCAAGCUGCUAGAUUAUCGGCUCCUCCUGGUGUCGGUAAAAGACCUUACCUGAUGACACCCGACCUACCAGCAAUUGGAAACAGAACUCUGGAUUAUUCCGAUGGACUCAAUGAUUCUCACAACGAUAGAAGAAAUCAAGGAACAGCUUCUCCUUCAAAAUCAAAUUUUGAGAGGUUCAAUAAUGGUACAAAUAAAAGUUUUGAGGAGACUUCACCAACCCAGACUGCGUUCAGCAGCGGAGGAAUAGAAGCCCAGAGAGCCAACUGUGCAUCGCCCUUCAGGUAUUUUGUCAUCAAAGCUGGUCAGUUGAAAAAUAUUGACAUUUCAGUGGUUCAUAAAAUGUGGGCAUUUCUUCCUACGACACAGAGUAGGCUUGUUCAAGCUUUGAAGGCAGGAAAAUCGGUGAUCUUGGUGUUCAGCAUACAGGGGUCAGGCCAUUUUCAAGGAUAUGCUCACCUCGCUGGAGAAAAUCCAGUCACCGGAGAGAUACCUCUCGAUCUUUCCGGUAAUCAUUCACUUUCUGCACCUUUACCAGUCGAGUGGAUCAAGCGAGGCAACAUUCCCUACCAUGCCACCCGUCAUUUAUUUAAUCCUUAUAAUGAUUACGCCAAGGUACAGACAUCGAGGGACGGACAGGAAAUCGAACCAUCCGUGGGAGAAGCGUUAUGCCAGCUGUGGGACUCAUUGCAAUGGUUUCCUCGACCUGCAAGAGUGGUCAGACCGACUCCUUACCACGCCUCGUCCUACAAGAUGUAAAAUACUAUACUUCAUUGGUCUCAACUUAUUAAUUCAUAGGUGUUAGUUUAAUCGCCUAGAUUCGUUGCAACAUGAGUACUAUCAGUGAAAUUCCAGCUGCUUGUGCAGUACAGUUUUCUCAUUUCAAAACAUGUAUCCCAUAAGUUCCUGGAACGGAAAAACCCUAUUGUAUAAAAUCUGACAGUGUGAAGAUAGUUAAAACUUGUGAUUUGGAACAAAAGAUUCUCAUGGUAGUGUAGAUAGGAGUGUUGGGCCUACAAUAUUCUUGAAUGUCUGUAUAAAAUAUCAAAUAAAGUAACCAUGGAAGUAAAUUGAUCUAACAAAAUAAUUAUAUGAUAAAAUAAAUGUAUACAACAGAAAUUGAAGCGGAAAUGAUGAAAUAAAUAAAUAGAGAAAUA